Molecule: messenger RNA, 824 nt
Organism: Vespula pensylvanica (western yellowjacket)
Lineage: Eukaryota; Metazoa; Arthropoda; Insecta; Hymenoptera; Vespidae
Exons: 2
Coding region: 280-738 (152 amino acids)
Source: RefSeq, a predicted model, not a curated record
UAUGAAUCCGAUUUGUCUCUAUUUUCCUCUUAUCUUUUUUGUCUAUCUUCUAUUUGUCUUCUUUGUUAUAUUUAAUUUUAUAUACAUAACGUUAUUCAAAUAUUUCAAAAUGGCGUAAAUCAAAUAUGUACAUUGCAACGUAACUUGUAACAUAAUGUAAUUUCCUUAGGGAAAAAGAAAAAGAAAAAAAAAAAAAAAGAAAAAGAAAAAAUUACACUUUCCCGAUACUUCAGUGACAAUUUUAAAAUACAAAAUUGUAUUACGAUUUUUUGAUCAAAAAUGUGUACAAACUGUGUUUGUACAAGAUGUUAUCAUCCAACAAAAGAGUUCAUUGAUACAGAGUCUCCCUACAGCGAAGUCUCGCAAGAAAUUGGUGAUACUCGUUUAUCCAUUAAAGUAUCUAAGCGUACCGAUGAAUCUUCUAAAAUUAAUAGCAAUUGUGCGGAUGCAUACGGAAAAAAAUGUCGAGAAGGUUGCACCAGAAUGAACAUUAUACCUAAUGAAGAACCACCUCCAAAGGCUCCAGACGAAAAAAUGUUUUUAUUAAAAUCGAUAAGACAAAUAACUCCUAAUGAUGAUUUGAAAAAGAGCUUUGAACUUGAAUUUAAAUUACCACGAAAUUAUUUACCUUUACCUCCGGUUCCACAAUCUCCGAUUAUAAAAAUUCGAAAGACCGGUGAAACUGGCAAAAAGAAAGGCAAAAAGAAAGGUAAAGGUAAGAAGAAAAAGAAAAAAUAACGAUACUUGAAAUUCUAUGAACAUGUGUAAAAUAUCAAAAUAUAAAACUGUGCAACUGUAACGAUAAAAUAAAAAUAGAAAAUGUA